Molecule: messenger RNA, 4299 nt
Organism: Phacochoerus africanus (Common warthog)
Lineage: Eukaryota; Metazoa; Chordata; Mammalia; Artiodactyla; Suidae
Gene: EXOC4
Product: exocyst complex component 4
Exons: 18
Coding region: 43-2970 (975 amino acids)
Biological process (GO): exocytosis; Golgi to plasma membrane transport; chemical synaptic transmission
Cellular component (GO): synapse; growth cone membrane; exocyst
Source: RefSeq, a predicted model, not a curated record
UUGGUUCCUUCCAACCCACCCGCUCUCCCCCCGAGUACCAAGAUGGCGGCAGAAGGAGCUGGUGGGAAAUACAGAAGCACAGUCAGCAAAAGCAAAGACCCCUCGGGGCUGCUCAUCUCUGUGAUCAGGACCCUCUCGACCAGUGAUGACGUUGAAGAUCGAGAAAACGAGAAGGGGCGCCUGGAAGAGGCCUACGAGAAGUGUGACCGAGACCUGGAUGAACUGAUCGUGCAGCACUACACAGAACUGACGACAGCCAUUCGCACGUACCAGAGCAUCACAGAGCGCAUCACCAACUCCCGGAACAAGAUAAAGCAGGUGAAGGAGAAUCUGCUUUCAUGUAAGAUGCUGUUGCACUGCAAACGAGACGAACUGCGGAAGUUGUGGAUUGAAGGGAUUGAACAUAAGCAUGUCCUGAACCUGCUGGAUGAAAUCGAGAAUAUCAAGCAAGUGCCUCAAAAGCUGGAACAGUGCAUGGCGAGCAAGCACUACCUCAGUGCCACCGACAUGCUGGUGUCAGCAGUCGAGUCUUUGGAGGGCCCCCUGCUCCAGGUGGAAGGCCUGAGCGACCUCAGGUUGGAGCUUCACAGCAAGAAGAUGAACCUUCACUUGGUUCUCAUAGAUGAACUGCACCGGCACCUUUAUAUCAAGUCCACGAGCCGAGUUGUGCAGCAGAACAAGGAAAAGGGGAGGAUGAGCUCCCUUGUGAAAGAUGCUUCUCCUGUUCCUCUACUUGAUGUUACAAAUCUUCCUACUCCUCGAAAAUUCCUCGACACCUCUCAGUAUUCUACUCCGGGGAGCUCAAGUGGGAAGGAGAUAAGCCUCCAGGACAUCAAGGAAGAUUUGGAAUUGGAUCCGGAAGAGAAUAGCACUCUUUUUAUGGGCAUUCUCAUCAAAGGGCUGGCCAAACUGAAGAAGAUUCCAGAGACAGUGAAGGCAAUCAAAGAACGCUUGGAGCAGGAGCUGAAGCAAAUUGUGAAGCGGUCCACAACCCAGGUGGCCGACAGUGGCUACCAGAGGGGAGAGAACAUCACUGCUGAGAACCAACCAAGGUUACUUCUAGAACUGCUGGAGUUGCUGUUUGACAAGUUCAAUGCUGUCGCCACUGCACACUCUGUGGUCCUGGGAUACCUGCAAGACACUGUUGUGACUCCACUGACGCAGCAGGAAGAUGUCAAAUUGUAUGACAUGGCAGACGUGUGGGUGAAGAUCCAAGAUGUUCUGCAGAUGUUGCUGACUGAGUACCUGGAUAUGAAAAAUACGCGUACGGCUUCUGAACCAUCAGCGCAACUGAGUUAUGCCAGCACUGGACGAGAGUUUGCAGCCUUUUUUGCCAAGAAGAAACCUCAAAGGCCAAAAAAUUCUCUUUUCAAGUUCGAAUCAUCCUCCCACGCCAUCAGUAUGAGCGCCUAUCUGCGAGAACAGAGAAGGGAGCUGUACAGUCGGAGUGGAGAACUGCAAGGGGGUCCUGAUGACAACUUAAUUGAAGGUGGAGGAACAAAAUUUGUCUGCAAACCAGGAGCUAGAAAUAUUACUGUCAUAUUCCAUCCAUUACUAAGGUUUAUUCAGGAGAUAGAGCAUGCCCUGGGACUUGGCCCAGCCAAGCAGUGUCCUCUUCGAGAGUUUCUCACCGUGUACAUCAAAAACAUCUUCCUCAAUCAGGUCUUGGCUGAGAUCAACAAGGAGAUUGAAGGGGUCACGAAAACAUCCGACCCCCUGAAGAUCCUAGCUAAUGCAGACACCAUGAAGGUGCUGGGUGUGCAGCGGCCUCUCCUGCAGAGCACAAUCAUUUUGGAGAAGACAGUGCAAGACCUCAUGAACCUGAUGCAUGACUUGAGUGCUUACUCGGAUCAGUUCCUCAACAUGGUGUGUGUGAAGCUCCAGGAAUACAAGGACACCUGCACUGCAGCCUACAGGGGCAUUGUCCAGUCAGAAGAAAAACUUGUCAUAAGCGCAUCUUGGGCGAAAGAUGAUGAUAUCAGCAGGCUCUUGAAAUCUCUUCCAAACUGGGUUAAUAUGGCUCAACCCAAGCAGCUGAGGUCCAAGAGAGAAGAGGAAGAAGAUUUCUUAAGGGCAGCCUUUGGCAAGGAGUCAGAAGUGCUUAUUGGGAACCUGGGUGAUAAGUUAAUCCCUCCGCAAGACAUCCUCCGUGACGUCAGCGACCUCAAAGCCUUGGCCAACAUGCAUGAAAGCCUGGAAUGGUUGGCAGGUCGAACAAAGGCAGCCUUCUCCAAUCUUUCCACAUCCCAGAAUCUGUCUCCUGCUCAAGAUAACCACGUGAACAUGGAUCUCCCUGCGGUGUCAGAGCAGAUCAUGCAGACCCUGAGUGAACUUGCCAAAUCUUUCCAGGAUAUGGCUGACCGCUGCUUGCUGGUCCUACACCUAGAAGUCAGGGUUCACUGUUUCCACUAUCUCAUCCCUCUGGCGAAGGAAGGGAACUAUGCCAUCGUGGCCAACGUGGAAAGUAUGGAUUAUGACCCUCUGGUGGUCAAGCUCAACAAAGACAUCAGUGCCAUUGAAGAGGCCAUGAGUGCCAGCCUCCAGCAACACAAGUUCCAGUAUAUAUUUGAAGGCCUAGGACACCUGAUCUCCUGCAUCCUUAUUAAUGGUGCCCAGUACUUCAGGCGCAUCAGUGAGUCCGGCAUCAAGAAAAUGUGUCGGAACAUUUUUGUCCUUCAGCAGAAUUUGACCAACAUCACCAUGUCACGGGAGGCAGACCUGGAUUUUGCAAGGCAGUACUACGAGAUGCUCUACAACACGGCCGAUGAGCUCCUGAACCUGGUGGUGGACCAGGGCGUGAAGUACACGGAGCUGGAGUACAUCCACGCCCUGACCUUGCUGCACCGCAGCCAGACGGGGGUGGGAGACCAGACCACCCAGAACAUGCGGCUUCAGCGGCUCAAGGAGAUCAUCUGCGAGCAGGCGGCCAUCAAGCAAGCCACCAAGGAUAAGAAGAUAACUACGGUGUAACCGCCGCCCCGUGCAAGGGGGACAGGGGGACGGCUUGUUUUUGCCUCCUUAGUCAUACUCCUUUCUGGCUGUGUUAUUGGGUGUAGUCUGAGCUGACUUAGUUUUCUUGACACGGAUGCUCGAGUGGAGAGAAGGUAUAAGGAUUCUUUUUUUUUUUUUUUUCCGCUUUGGUUUUGGCUUUUCAUAUAAACUCUCAAGGGAAUUUGCAGUACAGAAUGUUGGGAUCGACCAUUUAUUGGAAUGCUGUCCAUUGCAAAGGGUCCGGGGGGGUGGGAUGGGAAGGAAGGUUGUGUGACAUUGGACUCAGGACAAGAUGCAUGCACGAUUACUAAUGCCUGGCCGUUUCGGAGAAGUAUAGAUUGUUGCCUAUGUAAACCUCUCAAUAGGGUUCUAUUGCAUAAACAGUAGGGUUUUUAUGCUCUUGACCUUGUCCGUUGACAGUUCAGUGAAGCCAGUGCAUGUGCAUUGCUUUCUGUCACCAGGGCCCAUGGCUUCUCAGCUGGCGGUAGUUUUCAGCAAAUUUCCCCUUUGGGGUUGGAGGGAGGAAGUCCUCUUAUGUCAGACCUUGGGAGAGUCUUGUAUGCCGUAGCCUAGACACAGCUUAUGGAUUGGUUUGAUGCCUUUUUGUUUUUAUUUCUACUGUCUCAAAACUGAGAACCAGGAAAUGAAUGAUGAAAAUGCAAGAACAAAAGGUAAUUCAACCCUCUUCCUGAUUUUUUCCUCCACUCUUCAAGAGAAAAUGAUUGUUAGAGAAUUUUUAAUCUCACUGGAAAGAUUGUCUGGGUGUGACUGGUUCUUAAAUGCUCACCCUCCUUAUAAGCCCCAGGGUCUUUUUUUCUUUUUUUUUUUUCUUUUUGUCUGUUUCUUUCUUGCAUGUGUGUGUGUACUUUUUUUUUUUUUUUAACAUAUUUGUUGAAUUAACAUAAAGUUGAUUUACAGUGUUGUGCCAAUUUCAUCCAAGGUCUUUCUCACUUUAGAAGGUACCCAAACUGGGUGCAGGGAAGGUAAAACCGCCACAAUGUCCCUCCUCUGUGCAGCCACCAGCUGAGGAUGUUUCUGAGGUAUACCGGGCUGGCAUGGGAGCACGCUGCUCCUGGCACAUUUGCCUUCCCCACUGACCCCACAUCUCCAAGCGUUCUUGCUGCCUCUAUCACAGAAGAAAGCAAUGCACUGACUGGGACACAGCUUGCAAACACGGGCAAGGGAGAGCUGAAAGGACUCGGACCAGAUGAGGUCAUGCCUCAUGCUCUGAUGGUCCAGAAUCUCGCACCUGUUUGUUCAACUUAGGUCUUGGUGGGAAAAGCAGAAAAUUAAAAAAUGUUUCGAGAA